CGCUCGUCCCGCCCCUCGAUCUCAGGGAGGUUCCGACUACAUCCCACUGCAGCAGGCGCCACAAUGCUCUAGAAAACGAUCAAUUGGCUCUGCAGGAAAAUUGAUACAACGCACCGGCAUCAAUGGUUGCCGCGAGCAUGGCCGCCAGAGCGGCUGCCAGAACAGCUACUAGAGCAGCGAGGGGAGCGGCAGCCAGUGCUGAAGCGGGUACCAGCUCCGGUGCGAAGACGGCCAUUGCGAAGAAACCUGGAAAGAACUUGUCAAAUCCAAAAAUACAGGAGACGGUCAGCCCUGUCGUUGUCAGCUCCUGGGAGGCCCUUCGGUUCCCAAGAGCGACAAAACCCAUCCAGGGCAAGGUCAGAGAAACUGGGUCCCGUGCUGCCCUACAAUGGCGGACACAGGAGAGAGCAAGGCUACGCAAGGCAUUACACCGCCUAACGCAUGGGAAAAAUAUAUUUGCCUACAACAAUAUCCGAACGAAUCAGGUUGUAUAUUCGUUUACGAGAGAGCUUGAGAAAAACAACGUUCUCUCCCAACUAGUCUACCACGGCAAGAAGACCGUACCCGCUACACUGCGCAAGGAUAUGUGGACCCCUUAUUUCUCCCUGCAUUUCCCCUCCACCUCCCUUGGCCUUGAAGCCUACCGCCUUCUCCGCGAGUUCUCCAUGCAGCGGCAACUUGCCCCGCCCGCAGAUAUGAUCACUGCCUCGCAAGACAACGAGGUGCUCACCCGGCAGCGCCCGCGGGACCCCGCCGAAGCCGAGAAAUGGGAUGAGGAAUGGAAGACUCGCAUGGAGCAGCAUCAGUUCCUUAACAAAAAAUUGCGCGCGCGUAUCCUCAUGGACCAAAAGGCUACAAGCGUUGCGGAUGUGGCGGCGGUACUGGCGCUGCAGCAGCAGAAGAUGAAGGAGGAGCAGGAGCGGGAAGCGAGAGAAAAUGAACUGGAAGAUGAGAAUGAAGGAGAAGCAGAAGCAGAAGAAGAAGAAGUAGAAGGGGGAGAUGGCGAGAAGGUGAAAAAUGAGAGCGGGAAGGUUGGCGAUAAGGAUAAGUCGGGCAAGAAAAUCAGCCGAAAGAGACGGAAACGGAUCCAGGCGGCUAUCAGAGCACAGCAGGCGCUGGAGAAGGACACCAUGGACAAGAUCGCCGAAUUGGAACGCAUGCUGCAGGUGAAAAUCGACCCUUCGCUGCCGCCGUCGGAGCAUCACAUCGUCAAUGAAGGCGAGGUCAAGAUGUUCUGGGUGGAUCUGCAUAAUUUGCAGUAUGCCGAGUCAUGGCCAAAAAAUGUCAUCCAUGGUCAGCUGAAGCCUGUUCGUGGCCAUAUUAUGGGCACCGAGCUUGACCUUGCGGCUGGUGAGUUGCUGGCCCUUGGCGGUGCUCCCGCCGCGAAGGGGGAAGAUGGCGAGGGUGCGGAACAGGCUGGCGCUGGUUCCGGUGCUUUGGCUGAAGCUGACGCUCAGGCUGAGGGAGAGCAAGAGAAGGCGGAUGCCCCUAAGGAAGAGAAGUCGAGGUCGGGUCUCGGGAAGUUGAAGUUCUGGUAGAAAGUGAACCGUUGGGGAAAAACGGGCAUGGGCAUGGGCAUGUUUCAUUCUUUCUAUGGUGAUAAAUAAAUGGUUAUGUUGAUAAAAUGGAUUGUCAUUUAUUUUUUUGCCCCAUGCUUCCCUUUAUUUUUCCUUCUUCCCACUCUCAUAUUUUCCAACCAAUUGUACUGCACCGUUUCUAUAUCCUCGGGGUUAUCUCUUUUCUUUUUUCUUCUUUUUUUGGUCGUUUAUUUAAGACUUUUAGAAUUUUUUUUUCUCCACCCAUUUUUGUGUAUUUAUAUUUUUUCUAGAAACCACAAACUUCUGUACAACCCUCACUUU
This is a messenger RNA of Histoplasma capsulatum G186AR, 1859 nucleotides long. RefSeq lists its product as uncharacterized. Lineage: Eukaryota; Fungi; Ascomycota; Eurotiomycetes; Onygenales; Ajellomycetaceae. Gene Ontology annotation, biological process: positive regulation of mitochondrial DNA replication; DNA recombination. The record is from RefSeq and is a predicted model, not a curated record. The coding region runs from base 123 to 1538 and encodes 471 amino acids. Gene Ontology annotation, cellular component: mitochondrial large ribosomal subunit; nucleus. The transcript has 2 exons. Gene Ontology annotation, molecular function: structural constituent of ribosome; DNA strand exchange activity; single-stranded DNA binding.